This is a messenger RNA of Hypoxylon fragiforme, 1145 nucleotides long. RefSeq lists its product as uncharacterized. NCBI's taxonomy places the organism in Eukaryota, Fungi, Ascomycota, Sordariomycetes, Xylariales, Hypoxylaceae. Bases 143 to 901 code for a protein of 252 amino acids. The record is from RefSeq and is a predicted model, not a curated record. The transcript has a single exon.
UGGCUACCGUAUAUCUAGACGUCUUCAGGGUCCAGUCAAGUGUUAUUAGACACUUUGAGGAGGUUUGCCGUCAGCAAUAAUAGGCGGCCGUCACAAUCUCUGGCUAUAUAUUCAACACACUCGCUAGCUUAACUUCGACGGCAUGGCAUUUCGUCCCCAAGGAGGUGGACCUCCUGGAUUUCCAAUGCCCUUCCAACCGUCUCAGUCCCGCUCACCUCCACAGCCUUCAUCGUCUGGCGCACGGGGGAUGGCGUCGGAGAUAAAUCCAUCAGGGCCUUUUCUUCCAUUUCAGGAAUCCCAAUUCGACAUCCUCGAGUGGUACCCGCAAUUUCAGUCGUGUGUGCGGUACUUCUUAGAUCACGCGCAGCAUAGCGGGCCAGUGCAGGCCGUUGCCGCAUUUGUGAAUAUUCGACUGCCGUUCCAAUCGCCUGGAAAUCCAGUCAUCUCGUCAAAGCCGCCUGGAUCACCUUCAGCUGUACCAUCUUCUCCGUCAAUUGCAGCGGGGAAGCUUCCAAUGUCCAGCCAUCCACCUGUGUCCAUUUCGCUGACCCCGUACAUUCGACGCUUGGUAGCAACUGGUUUGGACCUUCCGGGCGUGCUUCAUGGAUUUUUCGGAGAUGACUGGGUUGCAGGCAUAGGCCAUCUUCACGAAGUCGAGCGAAGAAACUUUCUUUUUGCAGCCAAGAGUGCUGGCUGGCUCAAGGUCAAGUCCCAAUACGAUAUGAUGGAUGACCAGAGCAUCCCUUUCUUACGACCACUGCAGAAUGUCACAGAGGAGGAGAUUGUCAACGCAGAAGCAAAUUGGAGUGAGUGGUUGGCAAUGCAGGACUGGAUGGUCGGUCCACGCUCACCAGAUGUCGAUAGAGACAUGGCAGUCCUCAUAAAGAGCGAAAGCCUAUAAACGAUACAUGCGGCAUCGUCAUUGCAAAUUUACUGCAUUACAUGCCUUAGGGAAAGGGGAUGCAUAUUUGGGGCGUACGAGGCCUGGGUACUAGAACGGAUCUUUUUUCUCUCUCCUUAAACCGGCAAGAUGCGGUUCAUCAUGAAAGUGGCCAGGCUUAACGAUUUUGAGCUCGCCUCACUUCACCUCACCAAAGGGGUUCAACUAGAUAUCUUGAAUUCACAGUACUUAUUCGAAGGGUUGG